AUGGGGAGUAUGGUCCAUACGGAAAUCGAGAGAGAAAAUGGCGAUGGUGAGGUCGUUGUACCGCUCGAUCUGCUUCAGAUAUCUCUGUUCUUCUUCUGCCGCCGUCAACCACCAUCAACACCUCCCAUAGGGCCUCUACUAUUUCCAUCUCUCUCUCUCCUCCUCCUCUCCCCUUUCCAUUUUCUCCCAAAACCAUCCAUUCCGGACUUAACGGCUGCAAGUUGGGAUGAGCUUCCAGAUACACUCAUCAGUGAUGCAAAAAAGGCGUUGUCUAAAAAUACAGACGACAAGGCUGCCCAAGAAGCUGUGGCAAAUGUUUUCCGUGCAGCUGAGGCAGUCGAGGAGUUCAGUGGGAUGCUUGUGUCUUUGAGGAUGGCAACAGAUGACAGCACUGGAUUGGGUGGCGAGAAUGUAAAACCCUUGCCGGAGGAAUUUGUGAACACAUUGCGUACAGUCUAUCAAAGAUAUACUCCAUAUUUGGAUGCUUUUGGGCCAGAGGAGACCUAUUUGUGUAAGAAAGUUGAGACUGAGCUUGGAACGAAAAUGAUACACUUAAAGAUGAGGUGCAGUGGUAUUGGUUCUGAGUGGGGAAAGGUUACAGUUCUGGGGACUUCUGGACUUUCAGGUUCCUAUGUUGAGCAUAGAGCUUAGUUUCUUGGAGAUGGUUAAAAGCAUCAUGUCUUCAUGUUGUCUUUUCUCUUGGGGAACUUCAUUCAUGUUUGUUCCUCUUUCAGGCAUUUUACUGGUGCUGUCAUUACUUUUUAAAUAAACCCUGUUUGAUCUCAUGUGCUUUGCUUCUUUUCUUUUCUUUAUUUUUUUGAAUGAAGUUUGGUGAAACUAAUAAUUACAACUUAAUGUUGCACAUAACAUCAGAAAGCUCGUGGUAGGAAAUUGGUUUCCUUGGGGUUAGAAAUGUUUGUUUGCCAUUAGUUUGUCCUGUCAUUUUGAGCCAUUGUUGAGUAUUUGUAUUUCAUUGUUUUUGAUUACCUUAUGUAGGAAGAUUAUAGCAUCAUCUAGUAUUAAAUAAAUACCUUGGCUGGGAUAUUAUAUUAUGUUGAUGAAGGGUGGUGCAAUUAAGGAAAAUUGUACGCAAACAAGAAAAUUUUAUACUACAAAAGGCCUAUCCAGAAUGACAAGGCUCGAUUUGUAAUAAUAAUAAUAAUAAUUAUAAAAAAAAAAGAAAAAAGAAAAUAAAGAGGUAAUGCAAAUGGUGAUAUGUUUUUUGUUUUUGCUUUUUUUUUAUCAGGGUGCAAAGUUUUAAGGGAAACUUGCAUUUCAAUGGAGUGGAGCAGUGUCAAAAAAAUUAUAUUUUUAUGAUGGUGUAACUCUUCUAUCUGCAUGGUGUAAAUUUAUUCUUGUGCUUUGCAAUGUGUCAGAGUUGCAUCAAAAAAAAAAAA
This is a messenger RNA of Camellia sinensis, 1397 nucleotides long. The record is from RefSeq and is a predicted model, not a curated record. NCBI's taxonomy places the organism in Eukaryota, Viridiplantae, Streptophyta, Magnoliopsida, Ericales, Theaceae.